This is a messenger RNA of Vitrella brassicaformis, 2274 nucleotides long. The record is from the annotation of a GenBank genome assembly. Lineage: Eukaryota; Vitrellaceae.
AGCAAUGGAGCCUCUGGACGUGUGCAUGGUUGGGACGGGGGAGUACACGACGGGUUACGUGCCUGGUCUUGAAGCGGCGCCGGAUAAACGCGUGGGAGUCGUUGGCCUUGUUUUGUUUGACCUCCGGAGGCGGGGAGUGGUUUCCUCGCUCAGUAUGGUGGGUACGAGUGGAAGGAAGUUCGCCGCGAUUCGCGACCACCUCCAGAAAGGAAUCGCAGAGCAGUACCGUGACAUGGACGUCACAUGCGACACGUUCCCGGCUGACGGCAUUGACAGAGAUCCGCAGGCCUACAAGGCGGCCAUUGACGCGUUAAAGCCAGGUAUUUACCCAUGGCCACAUCGGCGGGAAGGGUCGGGGUCACACAUGGGUAUUACUUGAGUGCAGGGUCAGGCUGCUGCAUCUUCACUCCCGAUGAUACCCACUUCGACAUCGCCAUGUAUGCCGUCGAGCGCAAGUGCCACGUGCUGGGUAAGCACGCACACGAGGCAGCUGUGUCAUGCAGUCCCACAGUUUAUUCUUGCAGUAACGAAGCCUGCUGUCAUGACGGUGGAUGAGCACAUCAAGCUGAGGGAUGCGGCGAGAAAGGUGGGAUCGACUCGCAUGCACCGAGCGGGAGCCUACUGCCCGUCACUUUCGUCUCUCUCUAUGUGGUGUGUCCGAUCAGUACAGAGUGUUGGUCCAGAUAGAACUUCACAAGAGAUGGGACCAAAUCUAUGCAGACGCGAGAGAACGGAUACGCUCAUACGGUAGAUGUGCCACUGCAUACGACUUCGAUAAAGCAUGAUUGUGCUGGCUCAUCAGGCGAUUUUACAUAUUUCAAUAGUUACAUGAGUCAACCGCAGAGCCAGCUGCAGACGUUCAAGGCAUGGGCAGGAAAGUAGGCAAACGACAACCUACACGAAGCGAUUAGAGGCAGAGUUAUCGAGCGCGUGCCAUACCUGCGCAGGUCAUCUGACAUCAGCUACUAUCUGAACUCUCACCACAUGGACAUCCACUGCUGGGCCAUGCAGGGCAGAGCCGUGCCGGUCAAAGUGACGGCUUUCGGAUCGACGGGAGUGGCGUCGGGAAAAUACGGUGAGGCGCAGACACCACUUGCCAGAUGUCUUUUAUUGUUUGAUCCUUUGUCUAGGGUGCCCUCCGAAUACCGAGGACGUCAUCACCGUUCUGUCUGAGUGGAAGAAUAUCCCUUCUGGUAAGAAGCUGCGCCGUAUGGCAUUGUGCUGAUCGCAGCUGUUCCUCAUGUAGGGAACAAGGGGAUUGCAGUGUAUACUGCUGCGUGGACGGCACCAGACAACGCGGGUAGGUGCACAGACACGGACACGGCAGUGUACGUCUCAAAUGCUCCAUGCCACGCGCCUUAGAGGUCCACUCACAGCAGCGCUUUCAGUGUCUCUGCCACAAUGGAGAAGUCAGGGUGAGCAGAUACACACUAAACAGACAGGGGCAGUGGCUGCGUCGAUGGGUGCUGCUGCAGGCUGACCAAGCUCAUCGGGGCUACGAGGUCACAGCUGAUCGAAAGUACAUGAGCGUCAACCCCAUGUACAUGAAAUACACCAGAGGUCAGCCACUGCGAAAUGUGGUUUGCCUACCAGAGGCUUACCCUGUGCCCAUUUCACUUCUCGUCAGACUCUGCUGGCUACUACGCCGGUCAGCGUGGAUAUGGUUACCUGUCGAUUGAGACAUGGGUCAACGCAUGCAGGGAUCUCAACCAUGGAAGUGAGCAUGUGCAUACACAAUGGCAAGAUUCACUGCGCCAUGUACGGCUUGGCCGAGCAGAGAAAACGCUCGAAGAAUGCCACGCGACCCUGCCAACUCUCGAAACGACACUGGAGGUCAAGAGCAAUAUCUCUCUGAAACGCGGGAUGGCCACAAUUGUGUGCAUGUGCUGCAUAUCUGUUCGUUCAGCUAACAGCGUUGCUCGAGGCUGGUCGCCGCUCUCUGGACGACAACGGAGCCAGUAUCGACGUGCAGAAACUCAUAAAGGGGGAGGAGCGGUAAACCAGUGGCCUGUGCGUGGCGGAGGGUGGAUGGGGAUACGAUACCUUCUGAAGAUGCAUAAACUCAUAGCGCAACGGCAGGCAGAGUCUGUCGGUCUCCCUCUUCCUAAAUCAAGUACACACAGCCCGACUGGCUCUACGCUGACCUCAAGGUGUUCAUUCGGCAAUUAGUCCUCUCUGUGGGGAAGUAGCCUCACGAAACCAUCGAUAACCGGGACGCACAUGCACAACCAAAGGAAGGACACUCAUCCACUACAAGACAUGGCCAUUGAGAAG